Molecule: messenger RNA, 3746 nt
Organism: Thunnus maccoyii (southern bluefin tuna)
Lineage: Eukaryota; Metazoa; Chordata; Actinopteri; Scombriformes; Scombridae
Gene: dcun1d2b
Product: DCN1, defective in cullin neddylation 1, domain containing 2b
Exons: 7
Coding region: 382-1161 (259 amino acids)
Biological process (GO): protein neddylation; positive regulation of ubiquitin-protein transferase activity
Cellular component (GO): ubiquitin ligase complex
Molecular function (GO): ubiquitin conjugating enzyme binding; cullin family protein binding; ubiquitin-like protein binding
Source: RefSeq, a predicted model, not a curated record
ACAAUAUUAUUUAAAAACAACAAUGCAACUUCAAUAGUUUCGAAACGGAGUUUUUAACGCCUGGCCUUGCUCAAAACCUGUACUUAUCAUAUGGUAACAUCAUAGUUUCCACAAGUUGUGACCUUUUUCCUUUCACUGGGUCUCAGUAACCAGCAAUUUAAUAACCAACAAGUAAAUAUUUUUCCGAAAUAGUUGCCUGUUAAAGCUCGCGUAUCAAUUAACGUUGAGCUGAAGAUAUCCAAAUUACAGGGCCUGUGGGAUUGCAUUGCUUCAGAACUACAAUUCCCAUGAACACAUUGCCCUCACAGUAGCGCAGUUCUUUUCACGCAUGCGCAACAGGGGUAAUUGGAUAUCAAGUUGGCCAAAACAGCGGGUGAUAAAAUGCACAAGUUGAAGUCAUCGCAGAAGGACAAGGUUCGGCAGUUCAUGUCCUUCACGCAGGCGGGGGAGAGGACAGCUGUGUACUGCCUGACGCAGAAUGACUGGAAACUAGAAGUCGCCACAGACAACUACUUCCAGAAUCCAGAACUCUACUACAAAGAAUCCAUGAAAACCUCAGUAGACCGCAAGAAGCUGGAACAGCUCUACAACCGAUACAAAGACCCUCAGGAUGAGAACAAGAUAGGCAUUGAUGGGAUCCAGCAGUUCUGUGAUGACCUGACCCUGGACCCGGCUAGCAUGAGCAUACUGGUGGUAGCAUGGAAGUUCAGAGCAGCCACGCAGUGCGAGUUCAGCAGGAAAGAGUUCCUGGAUGGCAUGUCAGAACUAGGCUGUGACAGUCCUGAAAAACUUAAGGCAAUCCUUCCCAGACUAGAGCAGGAGCUGAAAGACACAGGGAAGUUCAAAGACUUCUACCAAUUUACCUUCAAUUUUGCCAAGAAUCCCGGGCAGAAAGGCUUAGAUUUAGAGAUGGCUGUGGCUUACUGGAAUCUAGUUCUCACAGGUCGCUUCAAGUUCUUGGAUCUGUGGAACCGCUUCCUGCUGGAACAUCACAAGCGGUCAAUCCCCAAGGACACAUGGAACCUCCUUCUGGACUUUGGCAAUAUGAUUGCAGACGACAUGUCAAACUAUGAUGAAGAAGGGGCGUGGCCUGUCCUAAUAGAUGACUUUGUGGAGUUUGCUCGGCCAAUCGUGACAGGGAGCAAGCGCAACAUGACAUAGUGUUUGUCCCAGCUUCAUGCAAUGAAUGGAGUUUGUGUUUCUCCCACUUUUCUUUUUCUGAAUGAGGAUUUUUUUAUACAAAUGAGCCAAAAAGAGACUUUAUCCCAAUAAGCCUGUCUGCAAAUUGUCGUCCAGAAUGUUCUUCCAACUGCAUCCAAUGCCUUGGUUGGGAGUGACCUGGAACACCAGUUCAAAGAGGAAAACUGGGCUGAGAUUUUUUUUUUUUUUUUUUUGGUUGACUGCAAAUGGACCGGCAAGGACAGACUUUUGGAUUGCAAUAUGGAAAUUAUGGUUACCCUGAUACUUGUCACUUAUGGGCAAAUAACCAUUGGGUGUGGCUUUUGAACUGCUGCUGUGGACAUGGCUCACUAACCUGCACCUUUGGCACAAUGAGGAAGGACAGUAACAGUGAGCUGUCAGCACACACAGAGGAUUAAGUUAUAGAUGCAGUAGGAUGUGGCCUCUUGCCUUGUCAAUGAAUGGAACAGUAUGUUAAAAAAUCUGCAUGUUAUUGUCAGCUAGCGUGAAGCGGUGCCAUGGACGUUGAGGAGGAAAAAUAUAAUCUACAUGAUUUUCACUGAGACUGCGAAUGUGUAGCUCUCUGACAAUCACACUGAGAGCAGAGGAAAAGGUGUGCUUGGUUGUCAUUGUAUGUAUGUAUGUGUGUGUGUGUGUUUGUUUUGAGGGGUUAAACAUUUAGCCUCUUUUACAAUACAAAGCUAAAUAUUUUAAUUUGGUUUUAUUACAAUGUGAAUUUAAGAAAUUCUGAUUCACCUUUAAUGAGCGACAGUGAAAAGUUCGGAUCAGAGUCUUGUACUCUGACUGAGAAUGGGACAGAGCAGCAUGCUUUCUGAGCUCAGCACCAGCACUACUGUUACAGUAAAGUACUGUACUCAUAGGAGUAAGAAUAGAUACGCUUUUAGAAGAACGAAAAUGUAUAACUGAGAAAACAGGUAAUUACAUUUAUAAUCAUGAUUAGUACCUGAAUCAUAUAGGAUCCUCAUUUUUAAAAUGCUACCGUGUUUUAUUUUUGGUUGACUUUAGUUUUGCAGUGUGUAAACUGCUGUACACAAAGAGGAAACUGACUGGCACGUUGACUGUUUUUUUUUUUUUUUUUAAUAUUAUUAUUAUCCAGGUGAUGAUGACUUGCCAACUCUACAAACUGCACUGAUUUAAACUUUUUCUGUUUUAGGUCUUUCUUUCAGACAGCACUGUAUACAGCUACCGAGCUAUUCAGUUUAUAUGACAGUAGGUUUCAGUUACAUGCGAGAAUUUUAACAUCCACAUCCCAGCCAAGAGUAUUUUAACUGUUUGUUUACACAGUUUGAGGUUUUAAUUUGAUGCUUUUCAUGGAUAAGCAACUGUUAUGCUAUGGUGGCAUGUAAACACACCAUUUAACUAUUACACAGAGGAGCAUGUCACACUCAUAGAGCACUGCUUGUGCUGCCAUCUAGGGGUGGCUAUGCGGUACAGCACCUCUCAAUGUACUAUCCAACACUACAUCACAGCUGGAUAUAGUGAAAAGUACAGCAGACCACACCUGACUAAAUCCAGCUGGGAUGAUAGGUGUAGCCAGAAGAUUUGAGCCUUCCAACCAGUAGAGGUCAAUUUACUCAUUAAGCAUAUUUAUAAACACAUUAACAACGCUAUAUAUGCUAAAUGCAUCCCUCUAAAGAGUGUGACAGAAAAUGGCGCUCAGGUACGAGUCAUCCUUUCCCAGUGAACAUCAGGCAGCUUCCUGCGCUCAUGUCAGUAAUCAUCAUGUUUUAUGGUCUAAACCGCAACCAGCAAGGCUGAUCUUGCCCUGCCAAUGAUAACACGUACGCCAUAUGUUGAAAUAAGGAUGGCUUAUUUCCCUGCACUAAAUUGCUCUGCCCUGUCAACAGCUCACUAUGGGGGAAAUAAUUGCCUUUUAUUUCCAUUAGUUUGGAAAACUUGAGUUUAAGUUCUCAUAUUUAUGUAUGUGUAAGUCAGUCCAAAACUAAAGUGGUGUGCAUGAAUGUUGUAUUUUAAGAGGUUGAGGCAAAUGAGGCAUAAUUAAUUCAUUUACAUUAUGCCUUCGGUCCUUGAUUGAAGGCAAAUGCAAAGAAAGCAGCUUCAUCAUGACUUAAAACACAAGGAUACACCGUAUUGUUCAUCUUCUAAACUAAACAUAAAGUGUAUUAUGUUUUUGUUCACUGACAUAUGCCAUAUUAAGUGUUUUUGACAGUACCAUGUUGUAUGUGCACAAUCCUGUGUUACAGCACAAGCUUGUUCACACACUUAUCAUGGAACAAGGCAGAUGGUCUGAAAUCAUCUUCCAGCUGAUUGUUGUUGACUUCAUGACAUGACACUGUCUGUGGCCCUGGAGCAGGAAAAUGUGACAUUCUUUAGUAUGCUAGAGUGGUACAUUCGGUACGUUUUUUUUUUUGUUGUUGUUGUCAAAUGUGUGAUCAACUGUUUUUGGUCAUGCGCAUCAUUCUAUCAAAACAGUAUUAUUUUUCCUGGCGAGGAAACAGGUAUUGACAGAAUAUUAUGUUUUGUCACAGGAGCAUACAGUGCAUUGGUUUCUUAAAAAGGUUGUCAAUAAAGCAUGUUGUUUUUAA